Molecule: messenger RNA, 606 nt
Organism: Nicotiana tabacum (common tobacco)
Lineage: Eukaryota; Viridiplantae; Streptophyta; Magnoliopsida; Solanales; Solanaceae
Source: RefSeq, a predicted model, not a curated record
AUGGAAAAUAGCCCUUUGCUCACUAAUCUUACUCACGUUCUCAUCCUUUCCUUGGAAUUUCGUCCUUCUCCUAACACGGACGUCGCUCAAAUUCCUCUUAUAGCCACUCAUUUGUCCUUCAAUACUUUACCCAAAUCUGUCCAAUCUUUGGAAUCUGGUGCAAAGAUGAUUUACUUGUGCAGUGAACCUAAGGACACUUUCAUUUCUCUUUGGUAUUUCAUGCAUAAAUUCACGUGGCUGCAGCAAGGAGAAGAUCAGUUGUCAGAUAUUGGAUUAACUACAACAGAAUUUUCAAUUUCCUUCGAAAAAGAGUUGGAGCUGUUCUGUGAAGGGAAAACAAUGUGGGGACCGUACUGGGAUCAUGUUUUGGGGUAUUGGGAACAAGCCAGAAUCGAUGAAACCAACAACUUGGUGCCCGGGGCCGGAACGCUACCUGACAACAGCAAUGAGGCUCGAAUCGAAGAACCCGAAAUUCGAGCCGAAGUACCACUGGAUAUCAAUUCGCAAAUAGCUCUAGAAGCGAAUCAGCAUUCUGAACCGGAGAGAAGCGUUCAGGGCGGUGCUCGAUCCAUAGCCCGAGACACCUACAGCACGGGGGAAAUCGGG